GCAGAGGCGGCGGCCGACUCAUCGCCCGUCCCAGCGGCGGGCGAUUGGAACGAGGGCGACGCAGACACGAUGAACGAGGAGCACGGCGACGGCUGGUGCGGCAGCAAGAUGGCCGCGGUGCUCCGAGAGAUCAAGGAGGCCCGCGAGCUGUGCGGCAAGCACGGCCAAUGGAAG
This is a messenger RNA of Prorocentrum cordatum, 174 nucleotides long. Lineage: Eukaryota; Dinophyceae; Prorocentrales; Prorocentraceae. The record is from the annotation of a GenBank genome assembly.